Molecule: messenger RNA, 3030 nt
Organism: Colletotrichum paranaense
Lineage: Eukaryota; Fungi; Ascomycota; Sordariomycetes; Glomerellales; Glomerellaceae
Exons: 6
Coding region: 1-3030 (1009 amino acids)
Biological process (GO): protein phosphorylation
Molecular function (GO): protein serine/threonine kinase activity; ATP binding
Source: RefSeq, a predicted model, not a curated record
AUGAGCGCCGCUACGCACUUCAACUACCAUUCCGAGUACAAGACAGCUUUCGAAGAGUUCAGGGUCAUCAGAGAAGAUGAAAGGAGACUCUCCAAAUGCGGCGGAGAGUUUAUCAUCGUUGGGAAUGUUACCCGUCGCCUGGAGGAGAGCUCGCCCUCUUGCCACUCUCGGUUCAAAAACGAUCUUGACAGGUUGUGCCAACUUCAUUCGCUUCGUCGCAAUUCGAUGCAACCACCAACUAUGCGCUUAGAGGAUCUGAAAGGUUACCACUGCGUUUUCUACAUCCUGAUUGACAUUGGCGCCCCCUCACAAAUCGACCUGUUUCGCGAAAAUGGUCUUAGCGACAAUAAGCUACCAAUCGACAUGACGACCUUGAAGGACAAGAUACGUGAGCGACAUAACGAUGACUUCUUGGGCAAGUUCUACAAGGCCCAAUUAGCGUGGUGCCCGGUACAAUUUGAGCUGGGCAUGAGAGAAAAAUAUUGGGAUAGAAUCAUGCGUAUUCUAGAGAAAACCGAGAUAAAGCCCCACCGGGAUGGUCGUGGGCCUCGAAAGAAUACCGCGUCAUUAUAUUCGAUUGAAGUGCCCGAAGAGAUGGUUGGUAUGAAGUUGCAGAAGAAGAUGGCAUCGGCGAAAUUCAAACGACAAGGAGAUCGUUCUCCAGGUUUCAGAUAUAGGUUCGCUCUCAAACAGUUUGAGUUUGACAAGAUCGACUACUUCCACAACGAGGCCCGCAUGUUCGACCACCUGAGGGACAAAGACGGCAUGAUUUCAUACAUCGGGUGGUACCAGAGCCUCGAGACUGAUAACGAAGGAGCACAACGAGAGUAUCAUUACAUCAUUCUGGAACUCGGAGAUUCGGAUCUUUACACUGCCAUCCGCACCCUGGAGCCUCCCGUAUCCCCAAAGGAGAUCUUAGGGUUUUGGACCGCAAUGUCUGGAAUAUCGGAAGCACUCGCCUCUAUUUACAAACUAAAGCUGGGCGGUGUAAACUAUUAUACGUGGCACGCAGACAUUAAACCUGAGAACAUACUUCGUGUCGACAGCCGGUAUAAGUUAGCAGACCCAGGAGAAGCCUAUAUCCAAUUAUCCAAUGGCGAAAAUCGGCGACAAUCGGCCAGAGUGACUGGGGGUACAAGAACUUAUGGUGCACCGGAGAAAGCGGCGUAUCUCGAUGGCAGGAGUCUACAAGAGCCUUUGAUAACACAGACAAGCGAUGUAUGGUCACUGGGUUGCGUGUUCUCCAUCGCAGCCACCUACGUCGUAUUAGGACCUCAGGGCGUCUUGAUCUACGACAGAAUUCGCAGAGCCGGUAUCCUUGAGAAGACUGGAGAUGUGAGCGAUACCUUUCACCACGACGACAAGGUCCUUUCCGAAGUGACGGAAUGGCAUAGAUACCUUCGCGCGGUUGCAAGAAAGACUGAUGCAUAUACUACUGACGUAUUGGAUAUGGUGGACCAAUACAUGCUAGUCGCAGCCCCUGACCAAAGAUUCACGGCCGUACAAGUCCGCGACUGGUUUAAGAAACGAUUGGAGCAGUCUCUUGUUCCCACUCGAGAGGUUCCGAGCAGGAUUGAAGAUCUGCUCCAAGACAUCGAACUCGAGGUAGAGCUUGACUAUGAGCAGCACUCUGGCAUCAAACGACUUGAUUCGAAUAUGGUACCAAAACGGCCAGCAUCAAGGAACGCCCAAGAUUCAACGGAGCCCGACUUCAAGAGCCAGAAAGAACUUCUCGACCAAGGCAUCCGACCAACAGCUCAUAGAUCCGCAAGGGACAGUCCACCUAAGCUACCGGCUCUGACCCUAGAUGUGACUUCUGAUCAAGCUUCUUGGAUACAAAACAAUUCAGUCACUCAUGGCAGCCAUGCAUAUCAUGCAGUAUACCUGGUUGACAACGGUACUUCCAUGAGAGAGCACUGGGAUCAAGCAACUUUCAUCUUGGGAGGACUGGUCUGGCGGUCCUUGGGCUAUGAUGAAAACGGAAUGGAGUUAUGCUUCACCAAUCCCGACACGAAUCCCGCAGCGCACAUCAGAGAGUCACCAAAACAAGAGGUAGAAACCUUUACAGAUGCAAUGAAACUCGCCAAGCCAUCAUCCAAUGACAAAAUGUCGGUGGAGACGAUGAUCGUCCCAGAGCUUGCCCGGAUCAUCAACGAUUAUUCUAGAGCAAUGAUUUCCAGGAGGCGUCCAAAGAAGAAGACCAUCAUUGUUUUGACCGAUGGGGUCUGGAACGGCAUGCAUAUUCCGAACACGCUUGAUGAGCAUCUCAAAGCAGUGUUCCAACUCUUGCGAGACCUUCACAAGGAUCUCCCGCUCCGUAACAGCCCGCAUAAUCAGGGCCAGGAAGACAUCGAAAAGAUUCGGCCAAUUACCAUCCAGUUCGUGAGAUUCGGUACUAACGAAAUUGGAAAGGAGAGGCUCAGGCAUCUUGACGAUGACCUUACUAAUUAUGGUUGCCCUGAUCUCAUCGACACCGAACCUGCUGACGGAGAUGUCUAUAAAAUGUUUCUGGGAAGCUUAUGCGAUGACAUUGAUCGCCAACAGUCGAUCGUCUAUGAGCCUGCUCUUACGAUGGUGACCAGCCCUAGCACCGUUAGCGAAAGCAUGCCUAUCGGUUUGAGCCGCGAGCCAACACAAGAGAGAGAGCCCACGCACCAUAGAGAUUCCACACCGAUAUCACCAAAUCACCGGAAUUUAGAAGCGAGUCACUAUGGAGAACAGUUCUCGCCAACGAGCGGGAGGUUUCAGGAGACCUCAGUCACUUCCCCGCUAUCCUUGUAUCCUCAAGAAUUAUCGGCGCCACAGUACGAAACCCAUCAAAACCAGGGUCAUGUCUCUCCACUUCGCAUAUCCCUUCCCCGGCAUAGUACGAACCCUGAUCCUGCAAGGCAUGAUAAUCAGCUCCAACAGCGGUCGCCUAUGACUGCAGCUUCCUGGGGAAUGCGUACAGAUGCUGGUCUUGACCAGAACUCACCGCAUCCUCGUGCAGAAGCCCCAUAUGGAUAUCGAAAAUCAUUCCACCCAAACUGA